Messenger RNA from Hippoglossus stenolepis (Pacific halibut), 3292 nucleotides. RefSeq names its product TANK-binding kinase 1 (gene tbk1). Gene Ontology annotation, biological process: peptidyl-serine phosphorylation. The record is from RefSeq and is a predicted model, not a curated record. NCBI's taxonomy places the organism in Eukaryota, Metazoa, Chordata, Actinopteri, Pleuronectiformes, Pleuronectidae. The transcript is spliced from 21 exons. Gene Ontology annotation, cellular component: cytoplasm. Gene Ontology annotation, molecular function: ATP binding; protein serine/threonine kinase activity. The coding region runs from base 143 to 2398 and encodes 751 amino acids.
AAAGAUCGUUAAAACCCGUAAAGACGCGUUUUCACCGGCACAUGACGUCACUUAGCGUCUUCGCCACCGGGCCCGGUGUCUCGCGCCGUUUGAACCGUGAACGUGUUCGUUCAAUGAUCGAGUUGACGUCACGAGACACAAAAUGAAAACACGUCAGAAAAACAACCCGUUCAGUAAAAACGUACAGGAAACAGCAGCCGUCAGGAUGCAGAGCACCACCAACUACCUGUGGCUGAUCUCAGACCUGCUGGGUCAGGGCGCCACGGCCAACGUCUACCGGGGACGACACAAGAAAACCGGGGACCUGUACGCCGUCAAGGUUUUCAACAACCUGAGUUUUUUGCGGCCGCUCGACGUCCAGAUGAGAGAGUUUGAGGUUCUGAAGAAACUAAACCACAAGAACAUUGUGAAACUCUUCGCUGUGGAGGAAGAGUCGAACACGCGUCACAAGGUGCUGGUGAUGGAGUACUGUCCCUGUGGAAGUCUCUACACCGUGUUGGAGGAGUCGUCCAACGCCUACGGUCUCCCGGAGGACGAGUUCCUCAUCGUCCUGCACGAUGUCGUGGCAGGUAUGAACCACCUGAGAGAAUACGGCAUCGUUCAUCGCGACAUCAAACCAGGAAACAUCAUGAGGGUGAUCGGAGAGGACGGCUGCUCCGUCUACAAGCUGACGGACUUCGGGGCGGCGAGAGAGCUGGAGGACGACGAGCAGUUUGUGUCUCUGUACGGAACCGAGGAAUAUCUGCAUCCCGACAUGUACGAGCGCGCCGUGCUGAGAAAAGACCACCAGAAGAAGUACGGUGCCACCGUGGAUCUGUGGAGCAUCGGCGUCACCUUCUACCACGCCGCCACCGGCAGCCUCCCGUUCAGGCCGUUCGAGGGGCCGCGCAGGAACAAGGAAGUGAUGUAUAAAAUCAUCACAGAGAAACCGUCCGGGACCAUCUCCGGUCACCAGAAGUGUGAGAACGGGAAGAUCGAGUGGAGCACGGAGAUGCCGGUGUCCUGCAGUCUGUCAAAGGGUCUGCAGAGCCUCCUGACUCCGGUUCUCGCCAACAUCCUGGAGGCCGAUCAGGAGAAGUGUUGGGGCUUCGACCAGUUCUUCGCCGAGACCAACGACAUCCUGCACAGAGCCGUGGUUUACAUGUUCAGUGUGCAGCAGGCGACGCUGCAUCACAUCUACAUCCACGAGUACAACACGGCGGCGCUGUUCCAGGAGCUGAUGUCCCGCAGGACGAGCAUCCCGCUACACAACCAGGAGCUGCUGUACGAGGGCCGCCGCCUCGUCCUGGACCCGAACCGCCAGGCCAAGAACUUCCCCAAGACGUCCAGAGACAAUCCCAUCAUGGUCGUCAGCCGCGAGUCCGUCGCCACCGUGGGACUCAUCUUUGAAGACCCGAGUCCUCCUAAAGUUCAGCCUCGCUACGACCUGGACCUGGACGCCAGCUACGCAAAGACGUUUGCAGGCGACGUCGGACACUUGUGGAAAACCUCCGAGUCUCUGCUGGUUUAUCAGGAGCUGGUGAGAAAAGGAGUUCGAGGUUUGACUGAGCUGAUGAAGGAGGACUACAGUGAGAUCCAACACAAGAAGUCUGAGGUUUUCCAUCUGUGUAACUACUGCACAAAGAUACUGGAGAAAACUGAGCAGCUGUUCGAGGUGUUGAUGCAGGCAAAUCUUCUGUCGUCGGAGUACGAUGAGAUCUCAGAUAUGCACAAGAAAGUCGUCAGAAUCUCUGCAACUUUGGAGCCGAUCGAACGAACGACACAAGACAUCAAGAGUAAGUUCCUCCCAGGAGGCCUCCUGACGGACGGCUGGACGCUGCAGGUGGGGACGCACCCCAAAGACAGGAACGUGGAGAAAAUCAAAGUUCUGCUCGACGCCAUCACGGCGAUUUAUCAUCAGUUCAAGAAGGACAAAGCAGAAAGACGUUUGCCGUACAACGAGGAGCAGAUCCACAAGUUUGAUAAGUCUGACUGUGUGUCUCUCAGACAGAAGCUGGUUCUUCAUGCGAGUAAAUCUCGUUCACUGUUCACUGAAGAAUGUGCCAUGAAAUAUCGUCUGUUCAUCUCCAAGAGUGAAGAGUGGAUGAGGAAGCUUCAUCACGUGAGGAAGCAGCUGCUCGCUGUGUCGGGUCAGCUGAUCAGCAUCGAGAAGGAGGUCACUAUGCUGAUGGAGCGAACCAUCAAGCUGCAGGAACAGCUGCCUCAGAAGGUUCUUCCUCUGGUUUCCAGUGGGAUGAAGCCUCAGGCGUAUCUGAGUCAGAACACACUGGUGGAGAUGACACUCGGGAUGAAGAAGCUGAAGGAGGAGAUGGAGGGCGUGGUCAAAGAGCUGGCAGAGAACAACCACUUCUUAGAGAGGUUCGGGACGUUGACGCUGGACGGAGGAUUGAGAGGAUGAGCAGUUUGUACAGAUUCUGUCUUUAACUUGUAAAUAAUGUUGGACUGUGACAUGGAUUGUUUUGUAUGAACGAGCCUCUCGGACUCGGUCUGUGACUCGGUCUGUGACUCGGUCUGUGACUCCGCUGCUUCACAAACAGCUUCGAUCAGUUCAACGGUCGGGAUGAGACGCGUCAAUCAUAUUCUGACCUGAAGGAAAAUGAAGCUGCGAAACAAAAAAAUCACUUAAAAUACCCAGAAUUCUGCUGAAAACACAUCAAACACCCGAGACGUCCGUUAAUCUGUCCUUUGAUUUCCAUUUACAAGUUCAGAUACUUGAAGGGAAACAUUAAAAGUCAAAGGUUUAAAUGACUAUUUUAAGUUUUUUGCAUUUAAGGGUUUAGAUUUCUCAUAAAUAUCUUAAACUACAAAUGAAUAUUUACAUUUGAAUGUAUUUUUAGUGUUUGGUGUGUUUUCAGGUGUUGAUGAUGAUUAAAUAACGAUGCAUGUAAUUGUAAUAAAUCUUUAAAAGAUAUAAAACUACUUUCACUUACUACAAAUGAUUAAUUAUCUCAUUAAAAAUGAUAAAUUACCGUUGCACUGAGUGAAAGCUGAAUAUUUGAGGUCAAAAAGCUUAUUCUAUUUGUUUUUAUUAGGUUUUCAUUUUCUAUUUAAUUUCUUAUUUAUUGUUUGUUCAAAAACAAUCAAUAAUCAUUAUGGGAUAUUUUCUCUGGACAGUAAUUUACUGGUUGUCAUUAGAAACGUCAGAAUCCUCGCUGACGGUUAAAAGACAAACAUCUGUUGUCAUUUUUUAUCUGGAGACUUAAAUUCUUUUGUUUGGUCAAUAAUCAUCGUUCAAAAUGUUCAGUGACGAUUUAAAAAACCUGUAAAUAAAUAAAAAUCUGAAUGUUUCUGA